This is a messenger RNA of Mustela lutreola (European mink), 2572 nucleotides long. Its product is annotated as olfactory receptor 10J3-like. Gene Ontology annotation, cellular component: membrane. Lineage: Eukaryota; Metazoa; Chordata; Mammalia; Carnivora; Mustelidae. The record is from RefSeq and is a predicted model, not a curated record. Gene Ontology annotation, biological process: G protein-coupled receptor signaling pathway. Gene Ontology annotation, molecular function: G protein-coupled receptor activity; olfactory receptor activity.
AUGCAGAGAAAGACCUUCACGGAAGUGACAGAAUUCAUCUUCCUGGGAUUCUCAAUCUUCGGAAAGCACCAGAUAACACUCUUUGUGGUUUUGCUUGCCAACUACAUUUUAACUCUAACUGGUAAUGUUGUCAUUGUGACCAUCAUCCAUGUUGACCGUCAUCUCCACACCCCCAUGUUCUUCUUCCUGAGCAUGUUGGCUAGUUCUGAGACUGUGUACACGCUGGUCAGUGUCCCACGAAUGCUUUCCGGUCUCCUUUUCCAUAACCAGCCCAUUUCCUUGGCAGGCUGUGCAACUCAGAUGUUCUUUUUUGUCAUCUUGGCCACUAAUACUUGCUUCUUGCUUACAGCAAUGGGCUAUGACCAUUAUGUGGCCAUCUGCAACCCCCUGAGGUACACAGUCCUCAUGAGCAAAGGAGUGUGUGCCAUGUUUGUAUGUAGGUCCUUUGGCACUAGCCUGGUUAUGGCAGUUCUCCAUGUGGCAGUCAUGUUCAGUUUACCUCUCUCAAUGUCAAUGCCAAACUCCAGUGCUGUGACCCAGUUCCUUUUGGAAGGGUUCUCCAGCUUUGGGUGGCAUCACAGGCUUGUGUUCUUUGUUGUCUUUCUAACUCUGUACCUGCUGACUCUCUCUGGCAAUGUUGUCAUCGUGACUAUUAUACGCCUGGACCGUCACCUCCACACCCCCAUGUACUUCUUUCUGAGCAUGCUGUCCCUCUCUGAGACCUGCUACACUGUGGCCAUCAUUCCCCGUAUGCUUUCUGGACUCCUGAUCCCCCAACAGCCCAUUGCUGUCCAAGACUGUGCCACUCAGCUCUUCUUCUAUCUCACCUUCGGCAUCAACAACUGCUUCCUGCUCACGGCCAUGGGCUACGACCGCUAUGUGGCCAUCUGCAACCCACUACGGUACUCGGUCAUCAUGAGUAAAGAGGUCUGUGUCCAGUUAGCAUCCGGAUCACUGGGAAUUGGUCUGGGCAUGGCCAUUGUCCAGGUAACAUCUGUGUUUGGUCUGCCCUUCUGUGAUGCCUUUGUCAUUUCUCACUUCUUCUGUGAUGUGAGGCCCCUGCUGAAGCUGGCCUGCACGGACACCACUGUCAAUGAGAUCAUCAACUUUGUUGUCAGCGUCUGUGUCCUGGUUCUACCCAUGGGCCUGGUCUUCAUCUCCUACGUCCUCAUCAUCUCCACCAUCCUUAAGAUCGCCUCAGCUGAGGGCCGGAAGAAGGCUUUUGCCACCUGCGCCUCCCACCUCACGGUGGUCAUCAUCCACUAUGGCUGCGCCUCCAUCAUCUACCUCAAGCCCAAGUCCCAGAGUUCCCUGGGGCAGGACAGACUCAUCUCUGUGACCUACACGGUCAUCACCCCCCUGUUGAACCCUGUCGUGUAUAGCCUGAGGAACAAGGAGGUCAAGGAUGCUCUGCACAGAGCCGUGGGGCGGAGGCCCCUUUCCUCGUAGCAAGACAAGAUUGUUGAAAGCCUUUCACUUGAUUUUGUAAAUGUAUGUUGAUUUUAAUGCUGUUUCAAUAAUGCUUUUAAGUAUGAGAUCAAGAAGAACAGACUAAAGUAAGGGGAACCAAAACUGUGGGCUUCUGUUUGGGUUUGUCACGGUUUCCUAUGCCCUUCUUCAGAGAGGAUAAAAAGUGGUCUGGCACAGAGAGAUGGAUGGUUCUGGCAGCUGCAUGGCUCAGUCUGCUAAGUAUCUGCCUUCAGCUCAGGUCGUGAUCCCAGAGUCCUGGGAUUGAGUCCCACGUCCAGCUCUGCACUCAGCGGGAGUCUGCCUGACCCUCUCCCUUUCCCCUCGCCCCUCCCCCCACUCAUUCUCUCUGUCUCUCUGACAAAUAAAUAAAUGAAUAAAAUGGCUUGGCAAAUGCUCAAGACUAGAGGGGAAAGGUUUACCUGCCUAGGUCAUGCCCACCUGUGUCCUAUCACACAUGAGUGCACACAGCUACACAACUCCAUCGAGACAUAAAAUCAGCCGCGUCCAGAAAGCCCAUGAACAAAGUAUUUGGAAGCCACCUCCGAAAGACUUUCACUGUUGUUGGUGGGGAUGUAGGAGUAGUUUGUGCAAACUUUUUAACAAGCGAGGAGACCUAUGUGUAUUCUUUUCUGUGGACAUUGAGGACUUUCUCGUAAUCUGCUUUUGCUAACGCUGAUAUCUCAGAACAGCCUGAGGAAUCUUCAGGAGGCUGAAGGGGUGGAGGCAGUUCCGAGUGGUGGUAGGGCCCUACCUGGCCAUUCCUGGGAAUGCGGGAUGCAAAUGUGGGGAAGCAAAAAGUCAUCAGCUCCCGAGAGCACCGAAGCGGGUUGUCCACAGCCGGAAGUUGGCUAGGUGAGAAAACACCAGACGUAAAGGGAGGCAUGUUGAAAAGUUCAACACCUUCCAUGUUUCCAGCCCAGGAGUAAAAAGCACAGAGGUUGGAAGGAGCCAAGAAAAGCAUAGUUCUUUCACAGGGUAGACCUAAACUGUUUGAUAGGGUGUUAGAAGUGUAAGCACUUUAACUACAACUCCUGAAAACACUUAUUAAUGAGCAGAAGUCUGAAGCUUGACGUAAAUAAAAAACUUUCUGGUAAGCUCCUAA